CCUACAUUCAACACUGUUUUCAACAAAAAGCAAUUCAAUAUCAAAUAGCAAUAUUUCUUUUAGAAAAAAAGUUCGUUUUGCUUCAGAUGAUCUUGAUCGGACUACAUCAAACUACCUGAUAGAGACUAUGGAUCAUACCACACAAUAUCCUGAGCUUGGUAGUCUUUUACAAAAGUAUCGUUCAUCAUUAAGACAACUUCACAAUAUACAACAUUCUGCAUCCAAUAUUGAAGACUCUACUUCUUUGGUAUUUGAACACUUGUCAGUUGGCUCUCCUAUCAUCGAAACAAUUCAACAAACAUGUGGUGAUGGUACUACUGUUACUCUUGAUCACGAAAUACUACGACAACAACAUAUUGAAGAAGAUGUUAGUAGGCUUGAACGCUCUCUAUGUCGACUCUCUGGUGAUAUCAAUUCUCUUCUUUACAAAUAUUUAUACACAAGCAAAAUGGCGAAAAUGGAUAUUCAGGCUUGGUUGGAUGAUAGAUUAUGGUCUCUGAAUAUGCGAACGAAUAUUAUGUCAAGUCAAAAGCAACAACAAGGGUCAGAUAUAUCUAUAUUGGUCUCGAAGGAUAGAAUGACUGAAUCUUACAAGAAUGAUAUGACAACUUUAUCACGAGUUCUGAACACACUCUUCUCAGCUGAACGGUCUUUGGAAAAUAAUGAUAUAUCUGUGGUUCAACUUGACGAUGGAAACAAUAACAAUGUGACUGAAGGUAUGUUGGAAGAUGAUAGUAUGUUUCUGGAUCAACUACAUACUUGGAUACUCAAUGUGGCCUCUGUUUAUUUGAAGUACGCUGAUUUACAAGAUUACAAGUAUCUCUUAUUACAUCUUAUGCAAUCAACGAACUCAACAGAAUGGGGAGUGACAAUGAUUCAAUAUAUUCCUGAUACGAAAAAUAUAUUGGUGUUUAUGGUCGAAUUCGUUGCGGCUCUCCAACAUAUUUUCUCCAAUUUUACAACAUCAUCCUGGAUGGAGGACGACUACAUCAACUGUUUGGAACAAUUAGAUAUACCUUUUGUAUAUAUGACAUUUGUGAAGUCUAUAUUUCAACAAAAUCAUCCUUUGGACGAUACCUUUAUUACUUGCUCGACCGAAUGUUUUGAUUUAUCCAGUAGAUUGGUUGAUACACUUAUAUUUGGCAUACAAACAGCUUCCAGCAAAAAAUAUUCCAGCUUGACGAAACGUUUGACUCAACAAGUAUCUCAGAUCUCUAUUAUAUUGACGACAGAACUGAAAAAGAAUGAAUCUUGGUCUCAACAAUGUCAUUCAGAACGUGAUGAUUUUGUUCUCCAAAUUGUCUCUGGUCUUCUUGCUGUCCCAGACCCACAUGUUUGGCAUUUUUUACCAUCAUUACCUUUUGAAGUAGUCUCCAUUCCGACUCUAUGGGAAAUCGUUAUCAAGAUACUUAGAAUUACAGAUUAUGCAGAACCAUCCAACAUCAGAUCGGUGAUCAAUCAACCUCCUACUAUCGACUCAUUCAUUCAACAAUUGAAAGAAAAUCAAACUCAAGGUGUUUUUAUGAUUAGCUGUCUUACCAACAUGGCGAUAUCUAUACCAGCUGGUGUCAAUAUUCUAUCUCCAACAAAUUCAAAUUGGUCUACGCUUGGAACUUCCUUGGUUUCUAUUAUUGGUUAUGCACUUUUUACGAUAGCUUUUGUGGAUCAAGAUUUGGGUCAAAUUUAUUAUAAAGAUGUUCGAGACAAUUUUGGCACGAUAUGUUCAGUUCAUCCUUUUGUGAUUUCUCUACUUCUUCGUUGGACAUGUGAUUAUCAUGCUACUAUGGAAAAUAUGGCCCUCUACCUUUUUCGGUCUCUACCUAUUAGUGAAUGGGAAAUCCUCAAGGAAGACUUGGUACUAUUACAUCAAUUAUUACGACAAUCUGAACUAUCAACAUGGAUUACAUUUGCACAAUACGUUAUUGGUCAUCUCAAUCUCGGCUACCGUCAACCUGAAUCAACAACUUCUUGGGAUACUUUUCAUACUUCACAUCCUUGGUGUCGCAAAUCAAAACAACCAUUUCUAUCUUUUGCUACUCACGAAGAAUUGGCCUUCAUCUUAUUGGAUGCUUGUCAAAAAUAUCAACCAAUACAUGAAUUCGACAAGUAUAUGGCGGAAGGAAACACUACAGUAUUUCAAUCAACGGAAAAAAAGGGAAGUUUGCCAUUAUUUGGAUCAGCAUCACCAUCAAUGAUAUCUUCACCAGGUCCAGAAAAUACGAAAACGCUAUCACAUUUGGAGUUCCUUGAUUGGUGUUGGCUCAUUAUACAACGAUUACAACUCUAUCAUGGUCCAUUAUCUUCCAGGGCAUCUGAUAUCGACAAAUGCAUCAAUCUUCCUUUUUUACGUGAACUAUUGAACCAUCCAUCUGAUAUUACUGCUUCUCAUGGAGCGUUAUUUACCUAUGUGGCGUUUUUACUUUCUCCUACUAGUCGACAUUUUUUGCGAUUUGAAUCUAAUCAUGGAUGGAUGAAACUACUCUUUAUAUUACGACGUGGACGGUGUACUGCUGCCAUUGAUAUUCUUAGUGAAAUCGUACCAGCUUUUGUUUAUCUUCAUGGUGAUGACUUUUUUACAGGUGAUAAUAGUCUGGUGGAUUAUUUGCAAAACAUGGUAGAACACAAGAAGGAUCCAAUGCUCCGGUUGGCUGCUCAAGAUCAUCUUAUAGCACAGAAGAACAGCUUUUUAUCAAGUAAGAGGACAAUGAUCAAUGGGAAAAUGAUGAAGUGGACAAACGACUUUUGGUAUCCAAAACAACGACCAAGUGGUAUUGCAAUGAUUAUCGGAUCUCAUGCCUGGCACUGUCAAUUUAUUGAUACAAUUAGCGAUCUGGAUGGUUUCUCCUACCUGACUCUUAUAUUACAUUCAUGGCUCAAUACAAUAUUCCGCAAAGAAGAUUGGAUGUGGAAUGAACAGUAUGUGGAUAUUGUUGAUGAUAUUUGUCAUAUUGGUUAUUGUUUGGAUCGACAAUCUUUGAUAUUUGAAAUGCUGCGAAAACAAAUGGAAAGACUGGAACAACUGAGAUCUUCUUCUCCUUUAUCAAUAACUAGUUCUCCAAAGAUGACACCGUUUGCUAGCAAUCCACGAAAUGCCUUCAAAUGCUUUAAGAAUAUGCUUCCUGAUACCACUUAUCCAACUCUUCUUACUGGAGAAUGGUCAAUGAUUUCCCUGACGACAAGCAAUAUUUUCAAGACGCCUGGUGUUGAACCCAAUUCACUUUGGUUUGCUUUUGAUGUUUUACUAUUAGAAGCUGAAAUGGAGAAAGAUGGACGUUAUCAUCUUGCACAGCUUUUAUCGAAACCUCUUUCACCAUCUUUAUCGUCAUCGUCGUCAUCAUCAACAUCAUCAUCAUCAACGUCAACAUUAGUAACAUCAUCAGCAUCAGUAUCAGCAUCGGCAGCAACUUUUACAUCUAUUUCAAGACACCCAUCAACCUCAACUUCAACAACAUUAUCAUCAGCAACUACAACAACUUUAUCUUCACAAUUUAAAUCAUCAAACCUCGACAAUGAAUUCAAAAGCUUCAUAUCUCAGAGCAAGAAACCAAUUGAAUUUUAUUGUAUAUAUCGGACUCUUCAGCAUAUACUAGUAGCACCUUUGGAUCAUCCGUUGACACCUCUCUUGCUCCAGCUCUUCUUUUGUCUUUAUUUUGCAAACGUUUGUAUCGUGGACGAUAAUGGAAUAUCAAGGAAUCUAUUCUAUGGUGCCAUCUUUUUUAUUAAGAAGCAAGAUCAAUUAGCUAAACUACGCGAUCGUAUUGCUACCUUACAAACAUAUCACGGUCAAAUGGGGUUGACAUCACCAGCAAAAUCACCACCAUCAGCGGUAAAGGAAGAUAGACAUUUGAUAACUGCACAACAUGACGAACAACAUAAUCAUCACCAUCAACAGCAGCAGAAACAUCAUGAACAACUACGUCAAGUUUAUUAUGCAAUGUGGUUAUGGCUUGGGAACGACAAACUGAUCCUCACAGAUGAUGAAAGAAAAGAUACUAUCGAAUUUGCUGAUCAUUUUUGUCCUGAUCGACUAGCUGAAUGCCGGAAAAGUACAAAAAUGGAUCAAUGGGAACAACAUCAGCCUUGGAUGAAGCACGAAGCAUUAUGGUACGAUCUUAUAGAACACAACAAGAUGAAAUCAGACUUUGACACUUAUUGUUGGGUGGACUCGGAAAAGAGCUUCUUGGACAGUUAGAUUUAGAACUCCUUUUUCCAAUAAAAAUUUUAUCUAGAUUUUUUUUUUUCUUCCUC
Molecule: messenger RNA, 4248 nt
Organism: Halteromyces radiatus
Lineage: Eukaryota; Fungi; Mucoromycota; Mucoromycetes; Mucorales; Cunninghamellaceae
Exons: 2
Coding region: 128-4192 (1354 amino acids)
Biological process (GO): autophagosome maturation
Cellular component (GO): cytoplasm
Source: RefSeq, a predicted model, not a curated record